Ilyonectria robusta is the source of this 2073-nucleotide messenger RNA. RefSeq lists its product as uncharacterized. The transcript has 2 exons. Gene Ontology annotation, molecular function: oxidoreductase activity; FAD binding. The record is from RefSeq and is a predicted model, not a curated record. Bases 58 to 1842 code for a protein of 594 amino acids. NCBI's taxonomy places the organism in Eukaryota, Fungi, Ascomycota, Sordariomycetes, Hypocreales, Nectriaceae.
AACAAUCUCUCGACCUCAGGUCGUCGAAGCUUAGCCAAGAAGCGCAUCCAUUUGUUCAUGAUGCUAACGUCCAAGCCAUUUAUUUUUGCCAUCGCGGGAUUUUGUCGACUAAGCUAUGCCUCAGAUAUAGGAGCUUGUAAAUGCGCUCCGGCAGACAGCUGUUGGCCGUCCACUUCAACCUGGAACGCUCUCAACACCUCUGUAUCAGGCCAACUCAUCGCCGUCCAGCCCGUAGCAAUUUCGUGCUAUUCGGGCCCCCUCUUCAACAACGAGACAUGCGCCGAGGUCAACGCGAAGUGGGAUAAAUGCGCCUGGCAAGCAGAGCAGCCAGCUGGAUUGUGCCAGGACGCUGGCGACCAGAUGUGUCCCCCCGUUGAUCCUCCAGCCGGGGCCACAGAAAGCUGCACCAUCGGAAACCAGCCAAGAUAUGCGGUCAAUGCGACAUCACCCGAACAUGUUGUAUCCGGAAUCAAGUUCGCUGCAAAGAACAAUGUCAGACUUGUUGUGAAAACAACUGGCCAUGAUUUACUUCGACGGUCCCAAGGGUUCGGGAGCUUGGAGAUCUGGUUGAGAUAUUUCCGCACCGGUCUCGACUUCCAGGAAAGAUUCCAAUCUUCUAGCAACUGCAAGAAGUCAAAAUGGAGAGGCAGUGCCAUGAAAAUUGGCGGGGGCUACCAGUGGAGUGACGUUUAUGCCAAAGCAAAAGAAAAUAAUGUCGUCGUGGUUGGCGGAGGAGCGCCGUCUAUCGGGGCCAUCGGUGGUUGGAUGCAAGGGGGCGGCAUGGGACCAGCUUCUCAUCAUUUCGGCAUAGGCGCAGAUCAGUUGCUUGAAGCCGAGGUAGCAUUGCCAGAUGGGAACAUCGUCACGGUGGACGCAUGCCGGAACCGCGACAUUUACACUGCCAUACGAGGUGGAGGCCCUAGCACCUACGGGAUCGUGCUAUCAGCGACUUUCAAAGCGCAUCCGAUGGUCGCUGGGGCGGGCCAUCAACUCUCCUUUCCUUUCUCACCCGCCAACAGGUCUCAGUUUCUGGACGCCCUCACGGCGCUGUACUCUUCCUUUCCCGAUCUCAUGGAUGCAGGCUACGCGGCAUUCGGCUUCUGGAGUCUUACAGAUGGAUCACUUGUUGGAAGCGCCCCCCCAGGCUACUUCCACAACGCUUUCGUCCUUAACCAGACCCUCGCCGAAGCACAAGCUACAUUCGCUCCGGUGCAGGAGAGACUUGAAAGUUUGGGCAUCGACGUGUCCGUAACAUGGUCAUCGUAUAACGACUACUGGGAGCUAUUCAACAGCGUGGCUGGAUAUGAUGAUCCAGGGUUUCCCAUCGGGGUAUUCUAUUCCCGAUUUUUCGACAGAAAAGCCCUGCAGAGCAACAUGACGAGCCUCAAGCAGACGAUUGAAAUAGUGGCCGGCGAGCCAGAGGAUUCCACCCGCCAAACCAUCGAGUGCAUGUCGGGAGGCCAAGUUUUCCGGGACGCCAACGACCCCUAUUCUGGCGCCCACCCUACGUGGCGCACAUCAUACUGCAUGCACAUUUCUCUACGUGACUUACCAGAUGAUGCUGAUGAUGACCUUAUCUCGGCCAUUAAACACGACAUCACGAACGUCAAAGGUAGUGCAAUGACAGCGCUCGCUCCAGACACUGGCACAUAUAUGAAUGAAGGUGGCCGGGAAGACCCAAGUUGGAAGGUGAAUUUUUAUGGCUCUAACUAUGACCGUCAUUUAAAAACCAAGAAAUGCUACGAUCCGAAGAGUAUUUUCUAUUGUCCGACUUGUGUAGGGAGCGAUGAGUGGGCAGAAGAUGACACGGGUCGGUUGUGCCGGGUGAAAUCGAAGGUUUGAGGGUAUACGACAUGGGGAAACCUCUUCAUUUUUCAAUUCUAUUUGAUGCAACCAGAGCUCAACCUCUGUUAAAGCUGUAAGGAUUUAAUCCUGUAUUCAACUACACAGAUUGACAUGCCUACCUUUUAGCGCGUAAACAAAUUAAAAGAAUUUUCAUUUUCACAAUCUCUUAAGCAGCUCAAAGUCGAGAGCUAAGGUCUGGUACUUGUAAUUGUAUUUAAGAUACUUUGA